AUGGCUGCACGCGGAUUUACUGCAGCGCGUCCCGGCAUUUCCGACCGCACCCGCGCCAUCGGCUGCCGCUGCCGCUGCAGCCGGCCCCGGUUCUUCCACCAUGCGUCCCUCCGCAUCCCCAGUGGCCAUCGCCUCUGCACGCACCGGCGCUCUCCGCUCCUCUCUCCAACACCUUGCUGUCAGUUCGCCAUACCACUCCCCACGCCACCUUCCCUUUCUUUCUGCCCUACCACUCUCCACUCCCCUUCCUUGUCAUCAUUUCUUGACUCCAUGGAUCGCCUGCGAGUGCCACUAGAGUCAGAGCGGUCGGACGUGGUGCGUGCACACGCCCUCGCAGCCUCCACAGCAGGCAGUGGUGGGAAUGGGAAUGGCAAUGGCAAUGGUUCAGAGGUGAAGGAUCUGGACGCUACCGCCAAGAGGGCACUCAAGGUGCAGCGAUUCAAGCGCGAGCGCGAGCUGAAGGGGCGGCUGGAGGCCAUUCGGCGGCGCAAGGCGGAGCGGCAGCAGCGCGUGCGCAAGGCACGCCCGGGGGCGGGCGCACAGGCAGACGCAGGGGAGGACGCGAGUGCGGACGGUGCUGCUGUGGGGAGUGGCCUGGAGGAUGACGAUGAUGAUGACGAGGUUGAUGAGAGGGAGGCAUGGAUGCUGGCGCUGCGGCUCGCCAUUGUGAAGGCGUUGGAUCUCGUGGACUCACUUGCUCGUGAGCGACAGAUGCUGCAUGAGGCAGCGUCUGCUGAUUACAAAUUCCAGGUCGCUUCCUGCUAUCUCCGUUCGCUCCCCAACCCCUACCUCUCCUCUCCUGCUUCACCCACCCAGUCGGACCGCUCUGGAGCAACUGCCAAUCCCUUUGCACCGGAGGCGCUGGAUGAUCGGCUGCGCAAGAGAGAGGGCUCCCACCGCGCCGCUGCUGCGGCCGCCGCCGCUGCUGCUGCAGGCGGCAGGCAGCUAGUCCCCCCUCAAGCCAUUGCCUGCGCCACUCUCGCCCAAGACGUGAUCGAAGGCCGUGUACCCCGUGAGGAGAUAGCCAACCACCGCCACACCACUCCCAUGGUCUUCGGUCCGAUGAGUCUCAUGAGUGCGGCUGCUAAACGGGGGCCGGGGAGUGGGAGUGUGCUGGGGGGGAUUACGGGGAGUAUGUCUGGUAGCGGCUCUGCUGCUGCUCGAGACCCGCUGGCUUCGCUGCGGGUGUUCCAGCCGAGCCAUAGUGUUGCGAGGAUGAGUAUUGAGGAGGCGGGGGAGAGGGAGAUGGCGAUGAUGGCUGCUUGGAAGGAGCGGACGCGUAAGGAGAUGGAAGAGCAGGGUAUGAUUGUGAGGGAGGAUGAUGGGAAGGGGCAGGGGAAGGGAGAAGACGGGGAGGAUGAGGUGGAUGAGGAGGAGGAGGAGAGGCGGACGGGUGGGAGGUAUUUGGAUGAUGAGGAGGAUGUGGAUAAGGCAAGGAAGUGGGAUGAUUACACUGAUGACCAUCGGCGCGGGCCCGGGGGAGCGGGCAUGAUGAUGGGCAUGGGGGGAGGCAUGGGGGGAGGCAUGGGGGGCGCCAUGGGGUACCCCGGCGGCGGCGGAAUGCCGCGCGGGGGUCCGGGCGGCGGCGGGAUGCACAUGGGCGGAGGACCGCGCGCGCUGCCGGUGGUGAAGCUGCGCGGGCUGCCGUUCAGCUGCGAGGAGGGCGACGUGGCGGAGUUCUUCGCGGGGCUCGACGUCGUCGACGUGCUCUUCCUGCGCCGCGACUCUAAAUUCUCCGGCGAGGCGCUCGUCGUCUUCGGCAACGCCAUCCAGGCUGAGCUCUCGCUGCAGGUCCGCGGGGGAACGCGGGUGACGGGUCUGGUCGUCUUCGGGAACGAUCUCGCUGCAAGGGAGAUUCUCAAUCCGCGCAUCCCUCUCAUCCCCCGCUUCCCGCGCAUCCCGCGCAUCCCGCUUCCCCCGCACAUCCCGCGCAUCCGUCCGUUGCAGCGCAACCGCAUGAGCAUGGGGCGGCGGUACGUGGAGAUCUUCCGGUGCAAGCGCGCCGAUUACUACAACGCCGUCGCCAACGAGGUCGCUCAGGACGGCGGACAGUACAAGGGGCCAGGUGCGCGCAGGGCAGGGGGGCAGGUGCGCGCAGGGCAAGGGGGCAGGUGCGCGCAGGGCAAGGGGGCAGGUGCGCGCAGGGCAAGGGGCCAGAAUCCUCCUGUUUUCUCAUCCACACCCACUUCUCCUCCCUCGCAUCACACACCCUCCCUUCCCUCCCCUCCCCACCUAAUCCACACUAUGCCCUUCUUUCCCCCACUCUCCCGUCCCGCGCUCGUCCCUCCCCCUCCUCGUGCAGAAACUCAAGGGCAUCAAGGGGCGGGGCGCAUGGGGGGGGGAAGGCCGUACCGCGGGUAUGGGGAGGGGGGGGGCGGGGGCAUGGACGGGCAUCCGGCAGUGGAGCACACAGGCGUGCUCAAGCUGCGCGGCAUUCCCUACUCCGCCACUAAACAGGACAUAGUGGCAUUCUUCGACGGCUUCCCUCUGUCCGAGUCCAGUGUGCAUAUAGUAGUGGGGGCGGACGGCCGCAGCACAGGCGAGGCGUUUGCGGAGUUUGCGUCGCCGGGCGAUGCAGCAGCAGCCAUGGGGCGCGACCGGUCGCGCAUGGGCACACGCUACGUGGAGCUCUUUGCAUCGUCAAGGGAGGAGGCUGCACGGGGCGUGGCCAAGGCAAACUGCUGGGAGGGGCUGGGAGGGGCUGAGAGCAGCAGGGUUGACAGCAGGGCACUAAUGCUGCAGUGGCUGGGGGUGCGUGGGCGUGGGCAUGGACACGCGCUACUUGGAGUUUUCUGCGUUGUUGUGCGAGGAGGUGGCACGGCGGGCACGGCCAAGGCCACGGGGAGGAGGGGAGGGGUGUCAGGGGGAGGGGUGUCAGGGGGAGGGUCUCAGGAGGAGGGUGUGGCGCAGGCCAAGGGAGUGCCUGUGCAUUGCAGAACCGCAAACGAUUGCUCCCCAUUACCUCUUCCCGCCUCCCCGUUUCCCCUUCCCGCCUCCCCAAUUCCCCUUCCCGACACCCCAUUUCCUCUUCCCGCUCCCCAUUACCCCUUCGCGCCUCCUCGUUUCCCCUUCCCGCUCCCCAUUACCCCUUCCUGCCUCUGCAAUUCCCCUUCCCGCCACCCCAUUUCCUCUUCUCGCUCCCCAUUAUCCCUUCCCGCCUCCUCGUUUCCCCUUCCCGCUCCCCAUUACCCUUUCCCGCCUCCCCAAUUCCCCUUCCCGCUCCCCAUUACCCCUUCCCGCCUCCCCAAUUCCCCUUCCCGCUCCCCAUUACCCCUUCUCGCCUCCCCAAUUCCCCUUCCCGCUCCCCAUUACCCCUUCCCUCCUCCCCGUGACCCCUUCCCGCUUCCCCAUUACCCCUUCCCACUCCCCAUUUCCCCUUCCCGCCUCCCCAAUUCCCCUUCCCGCCUCCCCGCUUCCCCUUCCCACUCCCGAUUAUCCCUUCUCGCCUCCCUUCUCAAACUGCCGAACACACAUCACAGUCGCCGCCCGAUCGCACAGCCUCGCUACCACCCCCUCAUCCCCCCCUUUCUCCCUCUCAUCUCCCCCCCUGCUCCCUGUCAUGUCCCCACCUUCUCUCUCUCAUGUCACCCCCUUCUCCCGCUCAUUCCCCCCCAUUCUCCCUCUCAUUUCUUCCCCUUCCCCCUCUUAUAUCUCCCCCUACUCCCUCUCAUUCCCCCCAUGAAGCCCCUCAUUCCCCCCCUUUCUCCCUCUCAUCCUCCCCCCUGCUCACUGUUAUGUCCCCCCUUCUCUCGCUCAUUUAAAUGCCACAUAACCUCCCUCUCAUUUCCCCGCAUUCCCCCCCCCUUCCCCCUCUCGUUUCCCCCCAUCUCCCUCUCCUUUCCCCACGUGCUCCUUCUCAUUCCCCCCCCCUUCUCCAUCUCGUUUCCCCCCCGCUCAUUUCCCCCCAUCUCCUUUCAUUUUCCCCCCUUCUCCCUCUCAUAUGCUUCUAACCCCUACCCCAUACCCAUCCAUCCCCUGUCAUACCCUUCCAUUCCCUUCCAUACCCUUCCAUACCUUCCAUUCCCUUCCAUACCCUUCCAUUCCCUUCCAUACCCUUCCAUUCCCUUCCAUACCCUUCCAUUCCCUUCCAUACCCUUCCAUACCUACCAUUCCCUUCCAUACCCCAGCCAUACCCUUCCAUACCCUUCCAUUCCCUUCCAUACACUUCCAUUCCCUUCCAUACACUUCCAUUCCCUGCCAUUCCCUUCCAUUCCCUGCAUUCGUGCACAGGCAUAUGACUAG
Molecule: messenger RNA, 4242 nt
Organism: Closterium sp. Naga37s-1
Lineage: Eukaryota; Viridiplantae; Streptophyta; Zygnematophyceae; Desmidiales; Closteriaceae
Source: the annotation of a GenBank genome assembly